Messenger RNA from Entamoeba invadens IP1, 6593 nucleotides. RefSeq names its product sporulation-specific protein, putative. Lineage: Eukaryota; Evosea; Mastigamoebida; Endamoebidae. The annotation marks the transcript as partial. The transcript has a single exon. The record is from RefSeq and is a predicted model, not a curated record.
AAAAGGAAGGAAAGGGCGACGUCGCAAUACAACAAGGCGCUCAUUACAAAGCGACAGUACUGAUGACAAAUGCCAAAACACGAUAUGAAGUACUUCAAGAUGCCAUUAAGAAGUCCAAUUGGAAACAAUACGAGAGUGCAAUAAAAAUUGUUUCAAGUUGUUUUACCACAUUUUUGGUGAAAGACACACAAACAAACUGCUUGAGCAUUAAAGACCAAAUAAUAUCUGAAAAGCCGGACUUCAAGAAUUUUAUUGAGUUCUAUAUCAACACCAAUCACUCUGAAGUUAUAGAAAACAUCAAAAAGGAGGAAGCGUUUUUAAAUGAAGAAAAGAAAGUCAUAGCCGAUUUCCACAAGAUCAAAGUGGCGACUUCUGUCGAACAAAUUGUGAAAGACAUUUCAGUGUUAAAACAAAUAUAUGAAAAGAACAAAGAGCAAUACGAAAAGAGGGGAAUUAGUCAUGCAAAGGAUUUUUCAGAUGCCGAGGAAAAAGUGCAGAAAAUCGUUUUAGAAAAUGUCUUCAAAGUACAGUUCUUCACGCUCAAAAUGUUACUUUUCGAGCAAGAAAAGGAGAUCAAAGAAAAUAGUAUAAAGCGAGAAGAAACGUUCAACAAAAUUGAGACAAAGAUGAAUGAAGUUGUUGUGAAGUCACAGCCCAAUUCGACAUUUUUGAAUUUAAAAGAACAGAUGACGAAGUACAAGCCCGAGACCGGAGCUGUAUACGAACUUUAUGAUAAAGUCCUUGAGAUGAAGAAUGUACAAAUAGUCGAAAAGAAAGUGCCACAAGUUCAACCCAAAGUGGAGGUAAAAAGUGCAGUAAUAAAAAAUGAAGUCAAAGGAAUGAUACCCAUCAUUCAAAGUGGUGAAUAUGAUAUUUCAAAAAUAGCGAGGGCAAUUGCAGUAAUACUUGAGAAAAAUAGAUUUCCAGAAUUGGUCAAAACAAUCGAGAAAAGUAAGACGGCUAAGACAUUCACUGUUGCAACAACUGAAACAUAUUUUAAUGUGAUGAAAUUGAUAUCUGUCCCAACUGACGCCGAUCCAAAUUUCUGUGCAUUAGAACUUAAAGAUGGUAUAUCAAAGAUUAAACCGGAGUUCGCAAAGUACUUUACUUUUCUUGAUACCUUCAAUUUUUAUGAAGAAUUUAAUGGGUCUAUGUACUUCACAGAAGCCAAAGAAGUUGAAGAAGGGUUGAAGCAGUGUAAGAAACUCUGUUUAGAAGCAAAGGACUUUACCACAUGUUUUGAGAGAGUGAAUGUGUAUAACAAAAAGAUUGAAGAAGACAAUGGGAGGAUGUCAAAAUUCAAUUUACUUAUUGACAACAGCGAAAUAGUGUUAAAAUUAAAGACUUUGUUUUUAGAAGAGUUUUGCUUGCACCUUCCAUCGAACGCGUUUAGUGUGUUUGCGGCUGCCGUUCAGAAAAAGGAUAUGAUGGAGGUGUAUAAAAUAUCAAAAGACGUUGAUAUGGUAAUUAACAAACCCUGGGUACGUGGAUACAAACAGACGGCGUGGUCUAUUAGAAACGAUAUAAUCCAACACAAGAGAGAAAGUAAAAACUUUUUUGACCACGUCGAGGAGAUUCGAAUGAAGUCGAAGAAGUGUCUUGGGUUUUGUGCAAUGCCGAUGAGUGAGAUGGUGAAUCAGAAAAUGCGGAUUGAAAAUGAAGAUAUUGAUGUAAAUGAAAAGGUACCGGACUUUACUAAAAUGGUGAAGGACCAGAUAAAAGUUGAUGGUGUUGAAGAGAAGACAAAAUUUGAAAUGAGCGUGAGAAGCACAGGAAAGAAAUGGAUUGGUAAAGAGAGUCUGACAGAAUACAUCAAAUUGGUCCAACUCUUUGACAAAAGUUGGACAUCAAGAAACAAUUUGGUGACUAUGAAAAGCACUGUCAUGACAUUUAAAAAUGAAGUUAAGAGUAAAGUUGAAUAUUUGGAAGAGGUGGAUAGGCUAUUUGAAGCCGAGCAAAUGAGUGACUUACUCCAGAAAGUGUUUGAUAUGAAUGUCAUACACAAAUUACUUGACAAAGUCAAAAUGGUGAAGACGAAGAAAAUGAAUAUUGAAAUUGCUAUUCGGAAUGGACAAAUCCUCACCGUUUCAAAAUCAAAUGACGAAGUUAAACAACUUCUUCAACAAGUUGUUGUAUCAGAAAAAUCACUUGAAAAUUUUAGAACUGAAUUUUUGAGGUAUUGCCCUCUUUAUGAAAAUAUAUACCAAACACUGAGCGAAAGUGACAUUCAGAAAAUAUCAAAUGACAUUGAGAAUGAAAAGGAAGUGAAGAAAAUAACAAACGAUGUGCAAAUGUGUAUCAGAAAUGUUAGAACUUCCGUUGAUUUGAAAUUUUUGAAGGAGACUUUAGACCAAAUCAAAUCCAUUGAACACGACCACAGAGAAUUACUCUCAAGAUUUAAAAUCAACUUUGCGAAAGAGCUUGAAAUGACUCAAGAAAAGAUAGAAAUGAUAUUCAUGCAGAAAGCGGUUCAAACUAUUCAACAAAACAUGAGAGAAAUGUACUUAAUAGAGAACAACAAGAACCACGUAGAUGCGCAAAAGCCAUUUGUGUGUUUAGAAUAUGUCAAGAAAAUGUUGUUACAAAAUUUGUCAUUUAGUGUUGUGCCUACAAAGGAAGACGAAGUGAUAUUUAAGUUAUAUAACGUCUUAGACAAAAUGAUGAAAAUGGAUGUCUGUGAUAUACCGAAGGCCAUACAAAGAAAUUACGAGAAAUUUAUUGUUGAUAAUUCCGCACUAUUUGAUGUGUUUGAGAAGUAUGAAAUGUACAGAGAUGCCUACAACGAAGCGUUAGAAAAGUUCGACACCAAAGUUAUUACUAAAGAAAAUGUUGUUGAAAUUUUGGAACAAAAAGUGAUGUUUGUGUUGUGUACACUUGAAGAGUGUGGUGUGCUGACAUUUCAAAAAGUGUAUGAAAUAAAAGCAAUAGUACAAGAAAAUCAAGAAGUUCUCAAUGAUCUUGCAGUGCUUUCCAAAGCUCAACAGGUUGUUUCACAACUUGAAGAGAAAGUAAAGGCGAAAAUACCCGUCUCAUUAUGUGAGUGGUUUAUAUGUGAAGUUGGCCGCUCCACCAAAUUAGCGGAGUACUACACUACUGUUGUCAACAGUCAAAAAUUUGAAGAACAAAUCUCACAGGCCAAAAAGAAAUAUUCAGAAGAUGUGUUUGGUGUCAAUGACUUGCACUAUCAAGACUAUAUCGAGCAAAUGAAAACGAUCAAUAAAAAAGUUGAAGAUGUGCUUGUUGUGUUCAAUCAGUUUGCUCAUAAUAAUGAAGAAAGUGUCGAUUUAAUUGGAGAACGACAAACAAUGCUUUCUAAGAACAACGAAUACCUUAAAUAUGUGAAAACAGCAAAAGACUUUUUAAAGACGACUCCUUUGAGAGCAAGAGAGCAAUUUAUAUGUGCAAAAAGUUUGUAUGAAGAGAAUAUAGAAGGUUUUAAUAAAGCAAAAUAUACAUAUGACGAUCAAUUAAAAGAACUGGACAUAACAACAGAAGAUGCAUGUUUCUUUUUGUUGAUAUCUAACAUAAACAACGCACAAAAGUCGAUGAGAGAAGUUGAGAGGUGUGUUGAGAAACGAUUAGGCGGCCAAACACUUAAAAACGAAAUUAAUAAAUUGGAGAAGUUCAUAGAGAAAAUCGAAGACGAGAAGAUCUACCCCUUCAACUGUUUAAUACAAAAAGACCGAAUUCUGGAGGUCGACAAAAAUUAUCUCAAAGUCUUUGCCUUCUAUGAAAAGAUGAAGAGGGACUCGGUGAAGAUAUGCAAAGAAGCAGAAGACUUUGAAAGGAUCGCACACGUCCGAGUUGUUAUAGCGGAGUUGGUAGCACAAAUACUCAAGAACAUCUCAUCACAGAACGAACUUAAAAAGUCUGAUAAAGAAAAGACCGAACUCUUUAACGAAAUUCCCGACUUGGUGAAUGAAGUCAAAACACAACUUUUAGAAACAAAGAAAAUUGAAGAGGAGACCACAGACCAAAAAGUGAAGGAGUUGUGUUACAUUGCACAAACAGAAGACAUUUCUAACAUUAAAUCGUAUAUUGAAGACUCUGUUUUGGCUUUGGCCGAACACGUAGAAAAAAAUGAUGAGAAACAUCUUGAGCGCCUUGCUGAAUAUUUAGAGAAGGCGUUCGUACAAGAAAAUUCGAGUUACGUGCACCCUUUUAAUAGAACAAUACUUCUUAUUAAGAGUGCAAUGAUAUUCAUCAAAACGUUUCAACAUCAAAAUAUUAAAGGAAUUCAAACAAUCAAAAAUCUUUUUGAAAAGGCCGACAAGUUCUGUGUAACAAAUGAUUUUGAAUUUGAUGAGAUAGAAGCGUUAAAUGAUGCGAUAAGUGCACUGUAUUUCAUUGAAGGUUCUGUCCAUAUAAAACUUGAGCAUCAGCCCUUCACAAAAAUAUGUGGGAAAACGCAAUUUGAAAAUGCGAUCAAAUUUUUGGAAAGCAGAAAUAAAAAUACACAAGAAUUAACAAAGAAAUUGGUACUUCUUUCUCAAAAAGACAAGACGACUUUUUCACAGAGUGAUUUCAUAGACGUGACAUUUAAAGAGCAUUACCAACACUACUUCACUAAAAAUAACGAAGAGGAAAACACUGAAAUGGUCAUAUUAAUGAAAAAGUACUUGAAUUAUGUGUUGGGUGAGAGUAAUGAAAUUGUACUUGACCAAACACACAAAGAACUAUUUUUAAAUACACUCAAUACCACGUAUGAAAACAAAGAAAAAGAGUGUGUGGUGGCUAUCAAGAAAUGCUUGGAAGACAUUUUUGAGAGUAAACUUCCAAUAUUAGAGUUCUGUAAUAUAGACACAAAAAGAGGGAAAGAAGACAUUUUCUAUACCAUUAGGAAAUUUACUACUCAAAUGAAUAAGACGUGCUUUACACUCGAAAUGGUAUAUGACUUCUUCGAUAUUUCCUUUGAAGAUCUGCCUGCAAUUUUAAAGGAAGAAAUUGAAGUGUAUAAUACAAUUAUAAUGUUAUAUACUUGUGGACAAAUUGAAUGUAUUAAAUUCAUGAAUAAACAGGAAGGUGUCGAUGAUGUGUAUAUCAAUUAUAAUAACAAUUUGAUACUUAAGCUCCAAACUAUAGUGAAAACACUCCAAAGUCUUCAACUGGAUUUUGCUCAAAAUUCAUUUGUAAUAGAAUCUAUAAAAGAGGCUUUAAUUGAUGUCCAUGUAGAUCAAAGCAAACUGGUCUUAUACACAAGUGAACUCAAAUUCGUCGAAAAGUUCUUGGCAAAAACUCAAUUAAAAGAUUUGGACGACAAAUUUGCGCUUCCAAAAACACUUGCAAUUGAAACACUCUUGCGCUCUAAUUAUUCAUUUUUAAAUGAAGUCAGAGAGUUUGUUUCUAAUGUCGACAACUUUGUGUUGUUAAAGAAAAAAGAGGGCUUUUUACCUAAUGUGUUGUACAUUGUGGAGUCGACGGUUCCUCUUGUUAAUCGGACUCCACAAACCGACAAACAAUUUAUGGCAAUGCACCAAUUUAGUGACAACGAGUUAUACAAUUCAGAGAUAAGUGGCAUUCAGCAUAUGCAUAAUGAAAUCUCAUACAACUUCAAAGCAAAUUUGGUCAACUUUAAUUAUGCAAUCAUCAACAGUUUAAUAGCACAAAAUUACAGUGAUAUGUAUCAAUACUCAAAAUUAAUGAUAGACACUUUGACUCAAAAAGAUGACACUCAGUUCGUCUUUUCUAAUGACGAGAAGUCACUUGUGCACAACAAAAUCAGAACAAUUUUCGAGAAGUUUGGGUGUUCCGAAAAGACUCGGAUGUUCGAUGUGAAGAUGGAGAGCACUAUUAACUGUAUUGCACCGGUUAUCAGUUUUGUGGGAUAUCAACUUGAUUGUCCACGAGUGUUCCCUUCUGAAAAUUACUUUGGAGCUUCAAUCCCAAAGUGCCAGUACACUGCAUUUAUAGCCAAAGGUUACAACUUUGCUGAGAAGAUAUCAGCAACAGUGUUCUUAGAAACUUACAAAGAGGCUUUAGAAAACAUGCAAAGUACUCUUCAAUUUACAAAGAAGAACAAUUUAGUAGGAGAUGUGUUAUUCACGUUCAUUGGAAGUGAAGUUCAAAAGUGCUUUAAUGAGAUAUGCACACCACUUGUAAAGAAAUACGAUGAAGCUUUCUUUAAGAGUAUGUAUCAAUCAAAAGUUGAUCAAUACACUGACAAAGUGCACUUGAGUGGCAACGGAGAAGCGUUUGAUGUUAUUAAAACAGAGAGAGGCUUUCAGAUCAAAGUGCAGCUUCCCGGACAUGCAAAAGGCAAUUCAUACAACUUUGAAUAUGUAUUGAACAAGACUUACGAUGACAUGCUGUUAAUAUAUGAAGACGGGCAAUGUGUUCGAAAGAGUGAAAAUGAGUAUUUCUGGUCAUACAAGAACUAUGGGGCAUUCAAAACACAGAAAAAGCAGAGGUAUCAAUACGAUCAAAGUGACAUAAACCUUCCAAGUGAAUUACUCACUAUGAUUUCCUUUAUAGGGAAAAUGGAAGAUGAAUACCCUGCAAUCGACAAAAAGAUUGCAGAAGACUUCAAAUACGUCAAAGAAGAUGAGAAAGCCGCAGAGAAAGGAAACAGUGACAAAACAACUCUUUUUGAGUAA